GAGGACUAUCUGGAGAUGAUCGAGCAGCUUCCCAUGGAUCUGCGCGACAGGUUCACCGAGAUGCGCGAGAUGGACCUGCAGGUGCAGAUUUCUCUUAGGAGAAUAUUUUGUUUCCUGCUCAGUUUGUAACUGGCUAGAAUGUUCCAAAGUCAGCAAUCUAGAGCCCUGGGUGAGGAGUUUGGGUCGUGCUUUAAGUCACUACCACUGCUCUUAGGGACAAAAAACCUUUAGAACUUGGAGUCCUGCCUGUCCCAUGCUGGAGAGCACAAGAACCUUGAUGAGAAUCCUACCAGAAUGCAAUUCUGCUUCUUGGAAAUGAAGAUGCAAUGGAUCAGCUUGAACAGAGGGUAAAUGAAUUUUUUAUGAACGCAAAGAAAAACAAACCUGAAUGGAGAGAAGAACAAAUGACAUCAAUAAAAAAAGAUUAUUAUAAAGCUUUGGAAGAUGCAGAUGAAAAAGUGCAACUGGCUAAUCAAAUAUAUGAUCUGGUGGACCGUCAUUUGAGAAAAUUGGACCAGGAACUCGCUAAAUUUAAAAUGGAACUUGAAGCAGAUAAUGCUGGAAUCACGGAAAUAUUAGAGAGACGGUCUCUGGAGCUGGAUACACCAUCACAGCCUGUGAAUAACCAUCAUGCCCAUUCUCACACUCCAGUAGAGAAAAGGAAACACAAUCCAUCUUCUCAUCACAGUACAACAGACCAUGUUCCUGAAAAGAAGUUUAAAUCUGAAGCUCUUCUAUCUACCUUGACUUCAGAUGCUUCUAAAGAAAAUACACCAGGGUGUCGAAACAGUAAUUCAUCAUCCUCUUCAAACAAUGCAUACAAUACAAACUCUUCUCAACCAUUGGCAUCAUAUAACCUGGGCUCAUUAUCUUCAGGAUCCGGGGCCGGUGCAAUUACCAUGGCGGCAGCUCAAGCAGUGCAAGCCACGGCACAGAUGAAGGAGGGAAGACGAACAUCCAGCCUAAAAGCCAGCUAUGAAGCAUUUAAAAACAAUGAUUUUCAGCUUGGAAGAGAAUUUUCGUUGUCCAGAGAUUCAACUGGAUAUUCGUCAUCAGCUCUGGCAUCUACGUUAACACAGACGUUAAGUUCAUCAACCACAGAUUCACGAAGUGGCAGAAAAAGCAAAAACAACAACAAAUCCUCAAGUCAGCAGUCCUCGUCAUCUUCUUCUUCUUCCUCUCUAUCGUCAUGUUCUUCUUCAUCUGCAUUAGCACAAGAACUGUCUCAGCAAACAGCAGUAAUACCAGAGUCUGAUUCUAAUAGCCAGGUUGACUGGACCUAUGAUCCAAAUGAGCCACGUUACUGCAUUUGUAAUCAGGUGUCCUAUGGUGAAAUGGUAGGCUGUGAUAACCAAGAUUGUCCUAUUGAGUGGUUCCACUAUGGAUGUGUUGGACUGACAGAAGCGCCAAAAGGGAAAUGGUACUGUCCACAGUGUACAGCUGCAAUGAAGAGAAGAGGCAGUAGACAUAAAUAAGUUUCUUCAUCUGGAAAACAAAUUGUGUCCUAAAGGUUUUAUAGAGGUCUUAGGAGGGGAGGGGGAACUCUCACAACACCUCCUUGCAACCACCGAAGAGUUAACGUAGCAGUCAUAGAAUGGUGGGGUUUAAUGGAAAGGACCUUAAAGAUCAUCUGGUUCCAACCCCCAAUUGUAAGAUCAUGAACUAUUGGUUUUGCGAGUUGUGUUUUAACAUUCUGAAUAAAUUAUUUACGCACCUUGAUGUGCUACAGAUACUAUUCCAGUGAGCCUUGGAUUAUUCCAGUGGCGUACAUAUGCAGACAUUUGUACUAUCAGACCAUUUUCUCUAAGCACUGGGCAUUCUACAAUUAUAUAAUCUUCAAAGAAUUCCGAUAAGUCAAGGUUUUAAAUGUAUGUUUUAUAUACAAGAGAUAUAUUCUGCUGCAUGAACUGUACUCAAGAGCUGUUACGUAACACUAUGUAUAUAAAUGGUGCAAAAAGUCAGUGCUUCUGAAAAGAAAAAAAAAAGAGACAAUGUUUUUAAAAUGCCUUUAUAGCUUUGGUUCUUUAUGAAACUUAAUUCAGCAGGCUGAAGAAAAUGGUUCUUGUAUACAGCGGGCUGUUGUCCUUUAGGGUACUUGAGUAUGUAAAAACAAGAAAAAUGCUGUAGAAUAAAACAAACUUGUGCCAUUAGUCUUUAUAUGUUUCUGCUCCAGAGAAGGCCGGGGCCAUAAGAGGAAAAAAAGGUGUUAAAGUGACAAUAAAUUUUUAUACCAAAUGUGUUUAUUUUUUUGUGCAAGUAAUCCUUUAAAUUUGAAUUGUAUUAGGUGUAAAAUAAAACAACCUCAACUCCUCAAA
Molecule: messenger RNA, 2315 nt
Organism: Myiozetetes cayanensis
Lineage: Eukaryota; Metazoa; Chordata; Aves; Passeriformes; Tyrannidae
Gene: ING3
Product: inhibitor of growth family member 3
Exons: 13
Coding region: 327-1475 (382 amino acids)
Biological process (GO): regulation of DNA-templated transcription
Cellular component (GO): NuA4 histone acetyltransferase complex
Source: RefSeq, a predicted model, not a curated record